CUUCACUUCGAGUUACUAGUUACCAAAAUGGACGACGUUUUCUGAAAGCCAGACAAAUCUUGAAGAAUGGGUGGACGAACCGGGAAUGCAGGGAUGCAGGCAAAAUCCAACAUGACAGCUAUGAAAGGCCAGCUUGGAUUACGAAGCAGUGCACUGGCCCCUACCUCUGCCAAGCUGACCACUCAGUAUCUUGUGAUGGAUCAUAUGAACAACCAUUACAGCAAAAUUGUCAAUGCCAAAUCUGCCAUAGACAACAGGCCACCAAAGGUAUUGUCAUCUAGUCAGAAAGCACGUGACAGGAAGACACGAGAGUAUGUGAAGAAGACUGGUAUACGUCCCAGUUCCAGUAUGAACGUCCGCCCUACUUCCAGAAAUAUUUAUUAUGAUGAUAUGGAGGGAAUGGAUGAUCAUGCUGAACUGAAUGACUUUAAUCCAGAAGAUGAUGACGAUCGCUUAGUUUUGGAUAUUAUGAAAACAACUUUAAAGUCCAACAGACAAGACAGGGUAGAAAGUACUGAGGCAACAUAUGGCGGUUCACAUUCCUAUGAUGGUCAUAGCGGACAAGGUCAAGGUAACAACUACCACAGUCAAGGUCACAGUUAUCAACAGCCUGACCCCCAAGGUUACCUUUACCAGGCGUAUUCACAUCAGCAAACGAAUAGGUCAGGUUACCCUAAAAGACCUGCAUCUGCUAGAUCGGUACGGUCUGCUGCAAGUGGUGUGUCAAGGUCAGCUUUGGCUCAGGGGGCAACACAUAACAGAAAAGUAGAGGAUGGAGACAUACUCGCCACAAGGAAACAUGUUUUCACUGAACCUGCCAAGCCUUUCACACCAAGAACUUUGAAGUCAACAAGAACAUCAAAACUGAGUCAAACCAAAUUUUAUACAGCGCCGCCACAGAAGAGGAAGGACCAGCCGCAGGAUAAAAACAAUGAAACACAAUUAGAGGAACCUGUUGAGAAACCGAGACCUAAACCAAGGAGAGCAAAGUCACCGAUGAAUAGAACAGAAACUCCACUAACGGAAACCAGCUUAAUGUACGAGACUUUACAAAGCAGAGACUUCUCAAAGUUUAACAAAGACAAAAUGGUUCCCACACUGGACAUAUCCAUGGAUAAGGAUCAUCUCAACUGGAUAAAAGAACAGGCCUCCAAGGCUGAGGUUCGUGCCAAAAGUUCAACGCUCAAGUCCAACAUGGAUCGAAUAAAAGAGAAAGAUAUGAUGGACACCACAGACAUGGGUGAGACUGGUGACCUCACCACAGGUAGUCUGGGCCGAACCACAAGGACGUUCGGGACCAGAACUAUGGGCCGAUCAGCUCGUCUAAAUGAUCAAGAGGAGGAGCUGCAGUAUGUAGAGUUUACGAAGGAAGUGACCAAUGAUGUCCUCAACAGGGGUGUGUUUACUAACAGGGUAUUGAAGCAAGUUUUCAACACACAUAUAGAGAAGCGGAGAGGACAACUGGACGAGUAUAAAAUGAGAGGAAUUCUUGAUGAAAUUCGGAGAGACUUGGACAUUCCAAAUGAGCCUGACUCAGACCUGAGUUCCUACACAGAGUCUCCAAAUACCUCCUCCAGACUUAAAUCCACAGGCUAUACAGGGAAGACAAACAGACUUGGGAUCUCUAAACCGUUUGAUAGGACCUUCAAUUCGACCAUGGAUUCUCAGAACACCUUUGGCCUACAGAGUACAUCUGGGGACAUGUUCAGCACGAUCAAUUCCGAGUUUGAUAGAGAGGAUAUGUCCAACACGCAGGCCCUGCAAAGCUACCAGCUAGAAAUGACCCGCAAAGAUGCAAUAGAUGAGAGAGAUGAGGAAGAGGAAAAAGAUGUAGAGGAGGCUGAUGAGGGGAUGACACAAGCAGAUGUACAUCCGCAGCCCAGAGGCCAGUUGAUCCAAGUCAGCUCAAAGGAAACAGAUAACGAGUCAGUUCAUUCAUCUUCGUCAAAAUCAAGAAGAAACAGACGAAGUAGAAAGGCAGAUGAGGUCGCGUCAAUUCCAUCCCAGGUCGCGUCAAUUCCAUCCCAGGAGGAUGUAUUAGAUAAGGUUUCGGUCCAUUCUCAGGCAUCGCAAUCUCGGCUGACUCCAGCAUCCCGAAGUAGACCAAGCAGUGUGGUGUCAGAAAUGUCCCGGGGACAAGAAGUGGACAAGACCUCAGUUCACUCAUAUGGUUCGAGAUUGAAGGCUGCUUCUCCACAACCAAAACAGUAUGGUGAUCGAUAUCAGGAUAUGGUGCAAUCUUCUAAAGCACGAUCUCUGGCCUCCCAUGGUGAGGAGACAGAUGACACGCUAACGCAAGACCAUUCACAAGUACUGAGUGAGGGCGAGACCGAAGGGGCAUAUGGUGAAGACGAAUUCGAGGAAAGUGAACCAGAGGACCACUUAGGUACUGCCACUCAUAGAACAUCGGAUGACGACUUUUAAUAAAUUCCUGUGAAACCUUCUAUAUUGCUCAGCAGCAUCUUCACGGGAAGGAAAGGAAUUUCCCAUUGUGGAAUUAAGAUAUAUAUUUUUCAGUUGUAAUUCAGGACGAAAUCUUAUUCAAACCAGGUCCUGUUCUUUUGUAUUGAUACAAAAAUUUGGAAGGUAUAUAAUUUCAUUAUAAAUAGAAGUUUGGUUUUAACAGACUGUGGAAGUGAUCUUUUAAAAAAAAAUUAAUAUCAGGUUCAAUUUUAUUUACGAAUUCCAAGGAGGUGGAAAGGCAAUACAUACCGGUAUUUUAAAGCCAGAUCUUCAUUAACACUGGAAGUGUUGUCUCGGGCAUUUCAUAUCUUUAACUUUGGUAUGUUGAUGCACUGCUUAAAUCGCUAAAACAUUUCAAUAUCGCUCACUUGUUCGUAGAUAAACAUGAUGCAUUGCUUUCAUUGCUUAAAAAAUGAAUAUAUCGCUCACUUGUUAAUGAAUCAAACAUUGUUGUAUCAUUAGCAUUACUAUAAAAAAUCACAAUCACUCGAUUGUAUGUAAAUCAAACUUCGAUGUAUUGUUUACCUGCUUAAAAAUUCAUCAUUGCUUAUUUCUUCAUAAAUAUAACCUUGAAAAAGAUGUGUCUUACCAGGUAAAUGCGAUGCUCUUAAUACUUUUCAAUAAAUGUUCUAUAUGUACAUGUAUAUGAUGCAGAUGGAUUUUAGUGUCAUGAGGGACAGUGAUGUUUACUGUAAAAGUGGAAAUAGUAUAUAAACCAAAUGACACAUUUUCUAACACUUUUCUCUUUAUCAGGAAUAUACAAUGAAUUUACAGGAACCUUAGAUUUGAUUUACCAGUUUAAUUGUUAAAGGGGGAUAACUCUCAUGAAAAUUUCUUUUUAAUUUAAUUACAUUGUAUCUUGGAGGUGGUAAUAUGGGUUCUUUAUACAUGUGACAUCAUGUCUGUGAUACAACAUAUUUUAUCUUGCAGUCAUGUGAUUUGUAUCAACCAAUUGGGAGUUUUAUCUCGCAGUCAUGUGAUUUGUAUCAACCAAUUGGGAGCGUUAUAAAGUAGAUUAUAAACAUAAAUGUUAUGUUAGUUGGAGCAUAUAUCUGUGAUUAAAACUCGACAGCUCAAACCCUGCAUACUGCUGAAGGGAGCUGAGGUGUACAGAACAAAGGAAACCUAUAUAUUUCAUAUAAAGAAAUCAUUUCAUGUUAUUUCAAAACCAUGUACUGUGUAGUUUUGUAUGAAUCCUGCCAACUCGUAUGACGAUGUUUAUUAUAUAUAAAAUGUCUUUUUUUCCCAUGUCCGUCCAUAUAUGGCUGUUGCAAUAUAUUGUAUAUAUUUUUUUUUUCAACCAUGAUUUUUCGUUUGCUUUGAGGGUAAAUGGGGGAAAAGUUUACCUUUCAAUUAAAAUCCUGCAUUCUUAUACUUUGUUAUAUUUAUAUUGCAAUUUAUUACACUUUAAUUAAACCAUUAUAUUUAGUUUUACUUUUGUUUGUAAUAUUGUAACAUUUAAUGUCAAUGUUUGCACUGUAGUACUAGUCACUAGAUAAUUUACAAACCAAUUUCUAAAAUCGCAUGUUUUGUAUAAUUUACGUGUAUUAUCUAUUUAACACCAGUAAAAUAGAGACAAAUUAUAUUAAUGUAAUGAUAUACCACGUAGUAACAUUGUGGCAUUCAUACAAGUCAGUCUACAGAAUACAUCUGAUCAGAAAUCUAUAUAGUUGUAUGCCUAUACCAAUAAUUGUUUAAUGACUGAUUACCAGUGGGGGUUUUAAUUUAAGCCGUUGUGAAACCCUAUUUUCCUUUGAGUCAUUCUAGCUAUUUAAAAAUACAAUGUAUAGUUUUUUUUAAUACAAACAAUUCAACAGGGUUAAGUUGAUUUAUGUGAAGCUUCUUUUCAUUGUAAGAGUAGAUAGUAGAAUGGAUCAGCUGUGUGAACCAAUUCUGGUAUUGAUACUCCCCUAUAUCUUAUCCACCAUCACUAUACUACAUGUUUACGUAUAAUAUACAUAUACCAAACACGAUGAACAGGACCUAUGUGGGACAAUUAUAGUCACCUUAAUUAAUGCAUUUAAACGAGUCAUUUAAUUGAAGUACCUGGAGUCUUGGGAGAGUUUUUUAUGUCCAGAAAGAAACACAUUUAUAGAUAGCUUCAACUUGUAACAUUAACAUUAUUUUCAUUGUUAAAUUUGUUUAAAAUUUAUGUGAUACAUUUUGUGUUGUGUAACUUCUCUUUACAAUGUCCCACCUCAUGUGAAUGGAUCAUUUUAUUGUUUUGGUACAAACAGGGUGACUUUGUAGUCCUGAAUGAUUUUUCCGUCCUUGUCAUAAUUAUAUAUUAUCCUGAACAAAUGAUGCACCAUCCAUAGUGUUGUUUUUAAUGUCUCUUGUAUUGUUAAAAUUGAAGGGGAGAUAAGCAGUUUUUCCAGUCAUAAUUUAUUUUUUCUUGCAAUAUAUAAAAUUUCCUUUGUGAUUUAUUUUAGUUGUGAAAUUAUUUUUAACAGCUAGGGGAAUUGACACAUUAAAUCUGAAAUUAGAACAAAGAAAAUUUUGAUAAUCAGAUAGAAUAUAUAGAUAAUAUUGCUAUGCAUUAUAAUAUGAUAUACAUGUAGAUCUACACACAUAGUAGAGGUAUUAGUGUGUGGAGUGUAAAACCAGAGUAGAAUCUCUAUAUAAUCAGUAUUCUGUUUUAGGCCUUUAUAUAUUCUAUUGAAUUUAUUUAACAUAGAUAUCAAAAUGUUUUUAAUGUUUUAAUGAAUUCUCUUUUACAUGUACACUCUUGUGAUCAAAAGAAUCCUUUUAUUUUCCAGAGGAAUAUUGCUACAGUUUAUACUGAAAUGGAUGUGAUUUUCACAGGGUUUAAUAUUUCAAUAUUUCAAUCAUUACUACAUAGGUGAACUUUUCAGUAUUAAUAUUGAAUUCAGUAUUUUGGAAAAAAAUAUUCCAUUACAUAUAUAUCUAUUAAUUUAUGUCAGAACGGCUAUUUCAGAAUUUUAUAAAUCUUGAUAUUUUCACCUGUAUAUUUCAAAAUUUGUCUCUUUUCCAUUCUUUGGAUAUGCAAUUAAGUUUUUUUUAUAAUUUUUAACAUUUUCGGAAUUGUUGAUUUUAAGUUGAAAGUACAUAAAUAGGUGUUCUGAUUUGAAGUUAAAUUCAUUUGUUGGUACAUUAGGUCUUUUUUCUACAAGAAUUUUUUUAUUAAUUUUUAGAUUUUAAUCCCAGAAAUAUAUAUGUCAGGAUUUCAGCUAGAGUAUGUUGUUUAUAAAAAUGAAUGCAUCAGGUUCAUUCAACCUUUAACAUCCUUCAAUAACAUAUAAGUGUCUCCUAACUUCAAAAUGAAACUAAAUAUAACAGCUUUAUGUAUGAAACAUGUUAACUGCAGCAACGUUUAUCUUCAACCCAUUGUUUACCUGCCUGUCCAUCUUCGGGCUUGCUUACUAUGAGAAAAGUUAUAAAAUAUUUUAAAAAA
Molecule: messenger RNA, 5878 nt
Organism: Pecten maximus
Lineage: Eukaryota; Metazoa; Mollusca; Bivalvia; Pectinida; Pectinidae
Product: spermatogenesis-associated protein 7-like
Exons: 10
Coding region: 67-2424 (785 amino acids)
Biological process (GO): microtubule cytoskeleton organization
Cellular component (GO): axoneme; ciliary basal body
Source: RefSeq, a predicted model, not a curated record